Neopsephotus bourkii (Bourke's parrot) is the source of this 1851-nucleotide messenger RNA. RefSeq names its product TNF receptor associated factor 2 (gene TRAF2). Lineage: Eukaryota; Metazoa; Chordata; Aves; Psittaciformes; Psittacidae. The record is from RefSeq and is a predicted model, not a curated record. The coding region runs from base 145 to 1602 and encodes 485 amino acids. The transcript has 10 exons. Gene Ontology annotation, cellular component: cytoplasmic side of plasma membrane; cytosol; plasma membrane signaling receptor complex. Gene Ontology annotation, biological process: positive regulation of JNK cascade; positive regulation of canonical NF-kappaB signal transduction; tumor necrosis factor-mediated signaling pathway. Gene Ontology annotation, molecular function: zinc ion binding; tumor necrosis factor receptor binding; ubiquitin-protein transferase activity.
GCAAUCACCUCUCGUGACCUCAGCGCCUGUCCCCCGCGUCAUUCGGUUAUUUUCUAUUAAACCGGAACCCGCCUGUCCCCACCCGGCCUUCCCCUGCCGCGGCGGUGUCCGCUCCCCGCCGUGCCCUGCAGGGACGCGGUGGCCAUGGCGCUCUGUGCCCAGGCUCUGGAGGUCCAGCCGGAACUUUUCGUUCACAUGGCAGCAGCGAACAACACCCCUCCGGGCUCUCUGGAUCUCAACCAGCCAGGAUUUGCAAAGGAGAUCCUGGGAACGAAACUGGAGGUCAAAUACCUCUGCUCCGAUUGCAAGAACAUACUGAGGCGCCCGUUCCAAGCGCAGUGUGGGCACCGCUACUGCUCCUACUGCCUCAAGAAAAUUAUAAGUGCUGGACCUCAGAAGUGUGCCAGCUGCAUUCAGGAGGGGAUCUUCGAAGAGGGAAUUUCGAUUUUGGAAACAAGCUCAGCUUUCCCAGACAACGCAGCUCGUCGGGAGGUGGAAAGUCUGCCUGCUGUCUGUAUUAACAGUGGCUGCACUUGGAAGGGCACUAUUAAAGAAUACGAGGCUCACGAUGAAGUCUGCCCUGAAUUCCCGCUGACUUGUGAAGGCUGUGGGAAGAAGAUCCCAAGGGAGAAGUUUCGGGACCAUGUGAAGAGUUGUGGCAGAUCUAAAGUGCCUUGCAGAUUUGAGGUUGUUGGAUGCACUGAGGUGGUGGAAAAAGAAGAGCUUCUCGAACACGAAAGGAAGUGCUUGGCAGAGCAUCUCUACAUGCUGCUGAGUUUUGUGCUCAGCCUCAAGGCUGGGGCUGGAGACCUGAAGCCUCUUCCUGUCCUUUCCUCAUCACAAAGCGCCCCAGUGCUGGCAGGAAACUCAGAGUUGGAGGUCUCCAGGUCCCUGGAGCUCCUGGGAAGAUGUGAGGCCCUUGAGAGGAAAACUGUGACCUUUGAGAACAUUGUGUGUGUGCUCAACCGGGAGGUGGAAAGAGUGUCUCUGACAGCAGAAGCCUACAACCGGCAGCAUCAGCUGGACCAGAAGAAGAUCGAGACGCUGAGUAACAAGGUCCGGCAGCUGGAAAGGAGCAUUGGGCUCAAAGAUCUGGCCAUGGCCGAGAUGGAGGAGAAGAUCCGCAACAUGGAAGCCUCCACCUACGAUGGUGUUUUCAUCUGGAAGAUAACGGAGUUUGCCCGGAAGCGCCAGGAGGCCAUCACAGGCUGCUCUCCUGCCAUCUUCUCCCCAGCUUUCUACACGAGCAAGUAUGGCUACAAGAUGUGUCUGCGCGUUUACCUGAACGGGGACGGCACCGGGCGCGGGACCCACUUGUCCCUGUUCUUUGUGGUGAUGAAGGGGCCGAAUGACGCGCUGCUGCGGUGGCCCUUCAACCAGAAGGUAACACUGAUGCUCCUGGACCAGAACAACCGGGAGCACAUCAUCGACGCCUUCCGACCCGACGUGACCUCCUCAUCCUUCCAGCGACCGGUCACAGAAAUGAACAUUGCCAGUGGCUGCCCCCUCUUCUGCCCCGUCUCCGUGAUGGAAGCCAAGAACUCCUACGUACGGGAUGAUGCCAUCUUUAUUAAAGCCAUCGUUGAUCUCACGGGCCUCUAACCCUCACCUCCAGGAGCAGUGACCACAGAGCCAGCCCUCUUUGUGCUGCACUUCAGGCAGGUCUCGGAGCAAGGAGGGGGCAACACGUGGAAAGGGGCAAAGCCCUUCCCAGAAAGGAACCUUCACUGUGGGUGGGAAUGAGGUGUCUGAUGGGAACCCUCUUCCCUGGUGUCGCAAGACCUUCCUGAGAAGAUGUUUGGGCGGACGUUCACGGUUGGUGGGGAACAAGAAGGGACCGCAGGGACUCGG